Stylonychia lemnae is the source of this 1713-nucleotide messenger RNA. The record is from the annotation of a GenBank genome assembly. Lineage: Eukaryota; Ciliophora; Spirotrichea; Sporadotrichida; Oxytrichidae.
AUGACAUAGAAAGAUAAAAACACUUCUGAAUCAGCAACUUCCUCUGCAAAUGCUUCUUAGAAUGUUGCAGUUACUCCCUAUAAUAAUAGUUCAUCCUAACCAAAAGCCAAUAAUACAAGCCAAUAGAAUACUACUAGUAAUAGUACCGUGACUUUAUAAUAAUAGUAAAGUAGUGGGAAUAACAAUACAGGUAGCAAUUCAAGUUCAGUCAAAGCAAUUUAUGAUCCUCCUUGCUUUAAAAACUACUUCUUAAACCCCAAAGAAAAUAAGUGCUAUCCAUGUCAUAAAUCCUGUGCUAGCUGUACUGGUCCUGCUAAAUCAGAAUGCACAAGCUGCUUUCCAAGAAUGUUUUAUGUUCAGCAUCCAAAGGAAGGUAAUGUCUGCGUUGGAAACUGUGAGUCCAUUGGGCUCUUUUACGACCCAGUCAAUAAUAUGUGUGUGGGUUGCCAUCCAGCCUGUGCCACGUGCUUUGGACCUGAGAAUGAAAACUGUUUUGAAUGUGCUGACGGCUUCCUUUAAGUAGAUCAAUAUACUUGCGAUACUGAAUGCUUUCCAGAGAAUUCAUAUAUUCUUGUCAUACACAUUGCAAAAGUUGCUUUGGACCUGAACUAGAUUAGUGUUCAGAUUGCUACCCUCCAUUUUCUCUUGAUGUUGAAGAAAACGAAUGCUUAUACAACGAAACUCUUGGCGAGUUAUAUGACUCAAAAUAUAGACCUGUAAUCAUCAAUGAAUUUGAUUAACAAUCUAUAGCCAAUGUCAAUUUGGACUAAAAUUGCCUUAUAUAUUGGAGGGUUAGCAUCAAUAGUAGGCUUUUACUUUUUGUGCAGAUACUUAAGAAGGAAGUGGCUAGAUUAUCAGAGCAACAAAGAUAGAUCUUAUAAUGUAUUCGAUAAAGCAGAACUUGACAGUUCAGAAAUCUCAAACCUCUAGAAAUGGAAUUUCACUGUCCCUGAAAAGUUUAAAAGCAUUGUAACAUCAUAGAUAAUAUAAAGCAAAAAUGACAGUGAAAUUAGUGUGAGCUUUGAACAAGAAUAGGGAAAGCUUAUUCUGUUGAAAUCCUGCAUUCCUAUUCCUCCAUGCACUUAUUUCAGAUACUUUGAAGUUGAUGUGCUAGAAAAUAAGAAUGAUGCAGCAAUUUUUGUUGGAAUAGUGGAGUAGAAAGAUAAAUUUUUAAAUGAACCUGAAGUGAUUGAACAGCUUAAUGGAAAACAAACUUGCCUCAUAAAUGGAAGCGAUGGAACUUAUUAAUUUGGUGAGCAGGGUAGAAAAUUCUAGAAGUCUUUAACUAUGAAAGAAUUUGGUGAUUCAGUUGGUAUAUGCAUGCACUAUUAAGACGCAGAUGAGAUUGCAUAAGAAAUAGCUUAGGAAGAAAUAGAAAAAGGAUCUAAGAAGAAAAAGGAACAAUUAACAAGCUAGUUCAAAAAGGAUUUAGGCCUUACUGAACAAAUCAGGUUGCUGGUGUUCAAGGAUGGCAUGUGCAUUACACCUGCUGAUUAAAGAGAUAAAGACAAGAUAAAGAUUGACUUAAAUGGAUAGUUCUGGAUGUUUGUUGGAGCAGAUGGACCUUGCUAGAUAUCUGUAAAUGUUGGUGGAAAAAUAUUCAGAGCUCAUUAUGAUGAGAUUAAUAAAGGUUUAAUUGUCGGAGGCAGUAGUGUACAAAAGGCAGGGAAAAAAAAGGGCCGCAAACUUCCAUUUUUCAAUAUAUCUUUUUGA